Messenger RNA from Cydia amplana, 1055 nucleotides. RefSeq lists its product as uncharacterized. Lineage: Eukaryota; Metazoa; Arthropoda; Insecta; Lepidoptera; Tortricidae. The record is from RefSeq and is a predicted model, not a curated record. The transcript has a single exon. Bases 70 to 978 code for a protein of 302 amino acids.
GCACUCUCAUUAUUAUUUCUAUAAAAAACAAGUUAGCCAAAUUACCAGUUUGUUUUGUUCAAAAGAAAGAUGACUGCUAUUAGAAGAAGCACGCAGUUCGAUUCAACAGCAUCUUCGCAAGAGAGCCACGAUCACGACGACAUAAAUGUGAAGCAGAAAAAUCUCGCAAAGGGCUUGCUGAAAUCUCGAAUUUUCUUGGGUCGCUACUUAGAAAGGCGGCUAAUUAACCAAAGCAUUGGCUACAGAGAUGUUGUUGUUGUUAGUCCAGCUGAGGUCGACUUAAAGAGAGAUUUGCUUGAAGUGCAAAACAAUCUUCGUAUUGUUUUCCCAAACAUCCAAUGGAUAGGCAUCACAGACUCCGAACCACUUGGUUACACUUCUGGCGUAUGCCUCUGGACCGAAAUAGACAACCAACCCUUUGGGCCAUUUUGGUUUCAAGUGAAGAGCCUCAAAUUCAGGGAUGAAGAAAUUAUAGUGACUGUCAAGUGUCUGCGGCACAUAUCAGAUGCAUUUCUGGAAUUGGAGCCUAUAUUGACUGGAGGGUCGGGAGGUACCAGCAAAAGUAAGGAAAAAAGUGAAGGCAAAGUUGAAAAGCCUAUUGAAGCUCUUAGUGACACUGUUCAAGAGAUAAAAGCUAAUUUAAAAAGUGCUUUAUCUAUAACCAAUGUAAAAGAAUUCUUUACUUUCAUAUUUGCACUUGUUAUUGCAGUUUUCACUGGGAGCACUGCAUUUAUCAAUUUCCUUGGCAAUUUUAUUUUAGCUUUGUUGAGAGAACUGUCAAUUUUGGUUAAAAAUUCAACUCCAAUGUUUUUGGGUUUUUUAGAUUUCUUGAGCAAAAUUGUUGGGGGAUUUUAUAUACUGUUAGCUAUGUUCUUUAAGCCCAGUAACCCACCCCCACAGAACAAGAGAUCACUUAGAUACCACGACAAUACACAAUCUAGGUACAACAAUGAUUUUGACAGUAGAUAUAUUGACUGAUUGUUUUUAGAUUUUCUAUUUUAAGGUUUUGACCUAGAGUUUGUAAUGAAAUGUUUAGAAUUUAUUAUGGGUAGAUC